UAUACCAGGCACGCAUGCUACAGGGGGAGAUCUCUGUUAACAUGGAUGUAGGUAUCUGGUAUUUCGCAGUUAGGUUUAUGAUAUUUUUUGUCAUUAUGAACACUUAACUUUUCUUAAUUCCAUAAUGAGAGAGCAAGAUUUGCUCUGAGAAAUACAAGAACCCGCUUUGUCGCGCUGAUCGUCACGUUGCAAGCGUGAAUGAGACAGUUUGUGCAAUUCAAUGCCUGGUAUAUGGAGCUAAAGACCGAGGUUGUCCGACAUUAAGGAUUUUACAGCUGGAAAAGGAAGGAAAAUCAAAGAAUCCACAUUACCAUCUGGGUCAGGAGGGUAAACGGACGAUAGUCGGAAUGCUUUCGCAUUUUAAAGGUUCAAGACGAUGACACCACACACUGGCACCGUACUUCAGUGAGCUGGGGCACCCUCUCCCUUGAAAAUGCAUAUCUGGAUACUGAAAAUAAUCCUUCUGAUCGCAUCAUCUCUGAGUCUGGUCGAGAUGUACGACAAUUAUGGGGAGAUCUGUAGCAAUCUAUGUACUUGUGAGGAGAAGGAAGGGAUACUGACCGUGAGCUGCGAGAACAGAGGGAUUGUAAGACUGACGGAAAUUAGCCCAGUGCAUUUUUCAAUGUACCACCUUCUGCUUACAGGGAAUCUCCUCAAGAAACUGUCCCUAAAUGAUUUCAUCAACUAUACUGGGGCGACGAUAUUGCAUUUAGGGAACAAUGAUAUCUCUGAAGUGGAAACGGGAGCUUUCAAUGGACUCCAGGGAUUAAAGAGAUUGCACCUGAACAACAACAAGAUAGACAUCCUAAGGGAUGAUACCUUUGUGGGCUUGGAGAGUUUGGAAUACCUUCAAAUUGAUUACAAUUACAUCACCAAUAUAGAGCCCAAUGCCCUGAGCAAAUUGCAUCAGCUCACAGUCCUCAUUUUGAAUGACAAUUUGCUCUCUACUCUGCCUACCAACAUUUUUCGGAAUGUGCCCUUAACUCACCUGGACCUCAGGGGCAAUCGGUUGAAAAUCUUUCCUUACAUAGGGCUUCUGGAGCACAUGGACAAAGUGGUGGAAUUACAACUUGAGGAGAACCUGUGGAAUUGCUCGUGUGAGCUAAUCGCACUGAAAGCUUGGCUGGAAAGCAUAUCAUACACUGCCUUAGUGGGGGAGGUGGUCUGCGAGACACCAUUCAGGCUGCAUGGUAGAGAUCUGGAUGAGGUCUCCAAACAGGAGUUGUGUCCCCGCAGGGUCAUCCCCGAAUACGAAAUCCACCCCCCACCCCCACUAAGCACCAACGGGUAUUUCCAAACCACGCAGGCUUCGGUGACGGCCUCAGCCACCUCGUCGAAUGCUUUCAAGGCAUCAUCAAGGCCCACCAAGGGUACCCGCCAAUCAAACCGAACCAGGUCAAAGCCCACCUCCCGGAUUCCAUCUAACUCCUACAACUAUGGCCCCAUCAUUGCUUAUCAGACCAAAUCUCCUGUGCCUUUGGAUUGCCCGACAACCUGUACUUGCAAUCUGCAGAUCGCUGAUCUCGGACUAAACGUUAACUGCCAGGAAAGGAAGAUUGAGAACAUAUCUGAUCUUAAGCCCAAGCCAUACAAUCCCAAAAAAAUGUACCUCACGGGGAAUUACAUUCCUGUGGUACGCAGAUCUGAUUUUGUGGAGGCUACUGGAUUGGAUUUGCUUCACCUAGGGAACAACAGGAUAGCCCUCAUCCACGACCGAGCUUUUGGGGAUUUAACCAACCUGCGUAGGCUUUACUUAAAUGGUAAUCUAAUUGACAGGCUUACUGCAGAGAUGUUUUUCGGACUACAAAGUUUGCAGUAUCUCUACUUAGAGUACAACAAAAUCAGAGAGAUUGUAGGAGGCACGUUUCGGUUCGUGCCAAACCUUCAGCUGCUUUUCCUCAACAAUAACCUUCUGAAAACCUUACCAGGGGGCAUCUUCACCGGCCUGUCCCUCUCUAGACUGAAUCUUCGCAGUAACCAUUUCCAGAACCUGCCCGUGAGCGGUGUGUUAGAUCAACUGAAAUUGCUGGUGCAGAUAGACCUGUUUGAGAACCCGUGGGAUUGCUCGUGUGACGUGGUAGGCAUGAAGAUAUGGCUAGAGCAGCUCGGCGCAGGCACCGUUGUUAAUGAGGUUAAGUGUGAGACCCCCAGACGGCACAGCGGCAUGGAUAUCCGCUCUAUUCAGUCCGAACAGCUGUGUCCAGACUACUCCGACGUGGUCGUCUCGUUGGCGUCCACCACCGGAGAUCCACCAUCGAACAGAGCCACCACCACGGAGGCCUACCAGAGGUCCGACACCCCGAGCAGCGUCGUGCCCCUGUCCGUGCUCAUCCUCAGCCUGCUGCUCGUCUUCAUCAUGUCCGUCUUCGUGGCCGCCGGGCUGUUCGUGGUCGUGGUGAAGAAGCGCAAGAAGUCCCAGAGUGACCGGACCAGCGCCAACAACUCCGACGUGAGCUCGUUUAACUUGCAGUACAGCCUUUACAGCAGUAACCGGACCGCCCCCAAAGUCAAAGCCCCCGCCGGACACAUGUAUGAGUACAUACCCCACCCUAUGGGCCACAUGUGCAAAAAUCCGAUUUACCGGUCCAGGGAGGGCAACACGGUGGAGGAUUACCGUGACCUCCACGAGUUAAAGGUGACUUAUAGGAGCAACGCAGAGGAGGAGAGGGACAGCAACAUGAGGAGUCCCAGUUACAGCGUGAGCACCAUUGAGCCUCGCGAGGAGACCUCCCCAGUGCAGGAUGCGGACCACUUCUUCCGGGGCAUCCUAGAGGCGGACAAGCAGUCCCCCUCAGGUAACACUCUAGAAUACAAAUACACUGGCCCGGUCUCGUAUACGUACAACCCAAACUUUGACGUUAGACGCCAGUUCCUACACCCAGAGAGGAUACGGGAAACUGUGCUCUACGGCACAGCGCCGAGCACUCUUUACGUUGAGCCGAACAGAAACGAAUACUUGGAACUGAAAGCUAAACUUCAAGUCGAGCCGGACUACCUCGAAGUUCUUGAGAAACAGACCACGUUCAGUCAGUUUUGAGCGACAGAUUCCCUGCAACAUAAUAUGAAGCAUUUCCCCCCUUAAAAAGUACUGUCUCAAUAAUGAGGGUGCCUUGGCACAACAGAAAUAAACAAAACAAACAGUGAGUGGGGUGUGCCGAACUCUAUUAUUCUUAUUUCUUAGUUUCACGACAUUGCAGGAACUGAAAGUCUCUCUGAACCUGUAGAACUGGAUGAAUACACAGGAUGUUCUUCUUUAACAGGUGAUGCAAAAUCUAUUUUUCUAUGGUGAAGAUUGAAUACACAUACAUGUAAGUGUAUAGGUAAACUUGCCCAACUACAUUUUCAGGAAUAUAACCAUAAAUAUAUUGUGAAACACAAACAUGUUUAUAAAUCACCUUGUGACAAAAACACUGUACAGCAGUGAAUCAAACUGCGCAGGACAAUUUUUCUGCUCUAGUCUGUAAGUAAGUAUUUAUUGGUAUACUCUGCCAUGUAUUUUCAAAACUUUUGAUUCUUCAUCAAUAUUACCUGUCAUAAUUCCAUGAUCCUCUGUAAAAGCUUAUGUUUGUAGUUUCAUAUCAUUUACUGUAGCUCGCAUUGUAAAAGUGGCUUUUUUUAAAGGUGGCACACCCCCAAUGUUAAAGAAGGACUGCGACGUUUGAAGAAAAAAAGUGUCUUUGUAUGCUUUCUGCACUUUUUGGAAUUGAAAGGCAAAAUGGGCCUUGAAACAGCUAUCAUUAGUAUGAUUGCUAUUAAAAAUGAAUAUGUGUAUUCAUUCUUAAUAUGUUUUAUUGAUAUGUUAUCAAAUUCAUAAAUAAUAAUUGAAGUAAUAAUUAUGUUGUGUAAUACUGAUAUUUUAAUGUAACACCUAUUUUUAUACAAGCAAUUAUCUUUCCCUAAUCAAUUUCAUUUGUUCUGAUUUCUUUUGCACUUAUUGCACUAUAUUGACCAAAAUAUGUUAAUGUCAUCAAUAAAUAUGAUGUCAGGUUCCUAGAUGUUCUUGUCGGGAAAAUGAAAGGCUAUUUUUAAAUACUUCAAGCAUGUAACUUGUAGCAAUCAAGAAAGAGUUCUAGUGGGGUUUUGAUCAAUAUACUUCAAUCAGUGAUUAUGUAAGUGAGUCCAUAAUCACUGUUUCAAUUGCAAACAGACACCUUUGUGCAUACCAUCUGAU
Molecule: messenger RNA, 4171 nt
Organism: Esox lucius (northern pike)
Lineage: Eukaryota; Metazoa; Chordata; Actinopteri; Esociformes; Esocidae
Gene: slitrk5
Product: SLIT and NTRK-like protein 5
Exons: 2
Coding region: 434-3037 (867 amino acids)
Biological process (GO): regulation of presynapse assembly; axonogenesis; positive regulation of synapse assembly
Cellular component (GO): membrane
Molecular function (GO): protein binding
Source: RefSeq, a predicted model, not a curated record